AGGUCGCCAUUUGCUUCAAGAAUUGAAAUUAUCGAGCCAUGUAGGCCGGAAAUCUUUCACUUCUGUUGCCCGUAUUGUGGCCUUUUGUACACCUUCCUUAUAUAUUGUGGUUUGUAGAUAUGGAGGAGAAUGCUAGCUCUACAGAAAAUCUGGUUUUCGCUCACACUUUCGAUCAUGAACAACUGCAGAAUAACCGCGAAGGUAUGACGGCUUACAGCCUACUUAACCCAACGUACUGCGCAUAAAAAGGCAGUAUAUAAUGAUUUCCUUUCUUGAUAUUUUAUCCUUAGUGUUGGCUCGUCGGCUUCAGCUUCGUAGGCCACGAGAAGAGCUCGUUAAUCAAGGGAUCAUGCCAGGUUAGCUAGCCAUAAGUUUUCUCGAUCACUUUGACAAUUGUAUAUAUGCAACGACAACCAUUUUGUGAAAACAUAUCACUUAAGUUUAUAUGGUUUUGUUUUCUAGCGGUGUCUGCAGCCCCUAUUAUCCUGCAACAGAAGUCGAAACUUGAAAGAGCUCGGGUACUUUAUUUUGCUUUGUAAAUGUUUGUAAAUGACCACCAUUUUUAAGGGAAAUAGCAGCAAAUGAAAGUUUAUUUUCAAAAUGAUAUUAACACAUCACAAAGUCGUUUACGGCGAGUUGUCUUUCAUCAUUUAACGGCAUAAACUUUCGUUUGCUGUCAAGUACCUUUGCAGUUAACUGUAGUUUUGUCUUUCCUGUCGUAGAAAAGCGAUAUUUUGCAAAGGAAAAUCCGCGUGCGACCAGACAGGAGUCAAUUAAUACAACGACACAUCCUCGAAGGUAGGGUAUUAAUAUUGAGCAUUAAACAACAAAGACUGACACUGUCAAGCUUUGUUGUACAUUACUAUUACCCCGAAAAGCAGUUAAUAUUUAGAUAUUAUACUGCGCUGACAUUUAUAUUGUACAAUUAUAAAAUAUCACGGGUUAUUUGCGGUUAAAAGUAGACAUUAACGAUUGACAAACACAAUUAUAUGAUGGGUUUUUUAUAAAUAAAAUCACGACCAAAUAUAUACAAAAGUUUAUAAUUAUAUAAACAGCAUAGUUAUACAAAAGUGCAAAUACAUCUCGUCUGUGUUAAACUAUUUAACAAUUUACUGUGUACAGUAAUGUAAUGCUUCGUUUUGCGGCCAGUACUAUUUAUAUAAGAUUAUAUUAAACAAAUGUUUUUUCGAUUUAUAUAAUUUAAGGGGGUAAUUACUAACACUGGUCAAAGCAUAAAUAUGUAGAAAGUUCCACAUAUUCAUAUACAAGGAAGUUGUACAUGAAUUAAAUAGCUAGUAGUUUUGUUAUAAGUUAUAAGGAUGUCAGUGUUUUGUGUGUAACUGUACCAAACAGGAAGCAUUUUCUCAUUAUUUGUCUGCAGAGGAAAGCUGUUCAGCCUGUUAUACUAGUUUGUUAUUGUUACUAAAUUUAAUAUAUAUUAUGCCUUGAGGACAUGGGGGGCCACUGUAGGUAGCAUCCCACAAUAAGCUGCUGUGGUUUGUGUUUGAACUACCUCUGUACCUGACAUUUUAAGGAAACGCCUUUUGUCUGGGAGUAUUGGGGCAGCAAAUAUUGUUUUCAACAGGGUCCCACCAAAUAUUGUUCUUCAUCAAUCAGGUCUAUGGGAUAUUUCUGUAUUCAAUCUGUAUCGAUACUAAACUUUUAAUAGUGUGGAAUGUCAGCAGUAUGGUACCUGAUUGAUUAUAGGAUUUUUGCACUAGUGAUUGACCGAUUGUGCGACAAUUGGGAAUUACCGAUUAUGCCACAAUCUGGCCGAUGCCGAUCCUCGCCCUAUGGGCUCAGUCUGUAUAAAAAAGACCUUGGUCCGAUAUUUUUCUGUAAAGACCUCGUGCUAGGUUAACAAAAAGUUAAUAUUGCGUUAAAAGGCAACAUGUAUCAGCAUGCAAUGUAUAUAAUUUAUAAGUGUAUUUUCUCAACAAUUGGUUUUAGACAAUCGGAAAUAUAGAUAAUUCUACCGACUCUGAUUGUUUACCGAUAAGGCAAAAGUUGGCCCAAUGCCGACACCGAUUAUUGGUCAGUCACUAUUCUCCACAACAUAUAACUAAUUAUGUCUAUGAAAAUUUUAUCACCUGAUAAGGAGAGCCCUGUUCAAAAGCAAAUCAUACUGCUGUUUGCAAGCUACCAUUAGGCGUACGAUUUUUUUCAUGUUUGUUUACGUUUUAAACGUUCAGGUUUUGACCGGAAAACGUUAGCGUUUUGAGCAAGCCAAUCAACGUUUGCCACAAUCUUAGCAAAGUUUCAUUGAACACACCGCCAAACGUUGAUUGGCUUGCUCAAUACGUUAACGUUUUCCGGUCAAAACCUGAACAUUUGAAACGUAAACAAACAUGAAAAAGUCACACGCCUAUUGGUAGCUUGCAAAUGGCAGUAAGCUACAGAUGCUGAAACAGGUGAUGAAUAGUCCACAAUCGUUUUUAUUCUAGACAAUGAUUUUUUAGGAAAUGUCACAAUAUUACUACAAGAACAUUUUAUUAGAAAUGUAAAAUUGCCAGUUGCUGGUUGGCAACCUGCUUUCAUUUUAACAGACAUCCCAAACACUGAAGCUAAUAAUUUGGGAGACGUACUGUUCAAUGAGUUCCAAAGCAAAGAGGAAUCUAGUUGUUCUGGGGAAAAUAAUGAAAAUUGAAUCUUCUAAAAUGGCAUUUCAUCCCAUUUUGGGAAUAUGUUGUUAUAAGUGAUCCUAUAAAUUAUCAUAACGUAACUUCAUAAAAAGCUCAAGACAAACUUUUAUGAUGUUUCCUGAAUAUUCUGAGAAUUUGAUAAAGAUUGGGAGACCGGCAGAUUGCAUGGAUUUUCAGGAGACUCCUGGGAAAAUCG
Molecule: messenger RNA, 2838 nt
Organism: Paramuricea clavata
Lineage: Eukaryota; Metazoa; Cnidaria; Anthozoa; Malacalcyonacea; Plexauridae
Source: the annotation of a GenBank genome assembly